UUGCAGACCCACAACAUGGCGGCAGGAGUGUUGCGAGGUCUGAGACAGACUGUGGAGAGCGCUGGGAGCUGGGACCGUGCAAGGGUAGAGGAGCUGCAGCAAGAGCUAGCCACUAUCGUUCCAGACAUAAGCCAGCUCGAGACUCUUGCCAUCAAUCUGGACAGUAGUCUCUGCAAAGGUCAUCUCCACAUUGGUGUUGAUGAGGGUUCUCGUAAGUCAUGCCGCAUGCUUGCUGAUUCACUCAGUGGUGAGUUGGAUACAGUGAGAAACCUGCUUGGUUCUAAGCAAAGUGAAGCAGAGGCUCUGGGGGCUCUUUGGACUUCAUUUCGACAGCGAAAAGAACAGCUGCUUAAAUCAGUGGAGGACGUUGAGGAAAAAGCUGACCACCAGACCUUUAAAGAGCCCAGUCUUCAUACGCUCCAGCUUCGACUUCGGUUCUUCAAUCAGCUGGAGGAUGAGCUGCAAUCACACCAGCAUGAAGAGCAGUGGCUGAGGGAUAAGGGCAAACAGCUGGCCCAGAGGGAUGCAGAGUUAGCCGGGGAGGUGUUGAGGGAAAUUAGCUUGUUAGAGACAACGUGGGAGGACACCAAGAGACUCAUUACAGAGAAGCAGGAACAGUGUAAUGUCCUUGCUGAGCUUAUGAGAGAAUACCAAAACCUGAAAACUUCCAUAAGCAGCAUUAUAGAGAGUGCUGAACCUUUGGUUGAGAUAAGCUCAGUUUUGAAGGAUCAUGAGGAAAGCAGGAGGUCACUAACCAAGCAUGAAUCAGUGAAGGUAGAGAUGGCUGAAAAGCAGCAUGAAUUGGAUCAGUUUUCUGGCAAAGGAAAACAGCUGGUGACUGAACUGAAGAAGAUCCCUGAGUGUGACAGUGAAAUCAUAAAGAAGGACAUGGACUCAGUUGUUGAUCAAUGGCUUGAUUUGUCUGAGAGGAUAGAUGACAACAUUGAGCGCCUGAACCAGAGUUUGGGACUGUGGGAUGAUGUGCGGAAAAUAAAUGAGGACAUCGAGAGCUGGACAAGCAGCUGUGUGAUUGAACUAAAUGAAAGCCUGAGCAAUUUCAGCAACAGUCAGAAGGUGUCAGCAAGGCUUUCAAUGUUACAGGCAGAGAUGACUGAGAAGGAACAGAAACUUGAAACCCUGCAAAGCAAAGUGUCAGACCUUAAGAAGUGCAGUCAAAGUCAAGAAAUUCCUGCUAAAUUACAGGUGUUGGACAGUGACUUACGGAAGAAAAUCAGCAGUGUUCAGAAGCUACAUGAGCAGGCCAGAGGAAGCCUCAAAGACUUCAGCUCUCAAAGAAAACAGCUGGAGGACUAUAUCUCACAGAUGUCUGCAUGGCUAAAAAGUAUGGAAGAUUCUUUGGUGUCUUCUCCAACUGGAUCUGAUCCUGAGGACAUCUGCAGAGUGAAGGACCUUCAAAAAGAGCUUCAAAAUCAGCAGGGGAGUAUUGAUUCCACCAGGGAAAGCCUUAAUAACCUGUGUAGAAAAUAUCCGUCUGAAGAGCUGGCUGGUUUGGGCUCAUCUCUCACUGACCUCAUCAAGACUUAUGAGUCUGUGAACCAGCUUUCUGCAAGGACGCUGAUCUCUCUGCAGAACUGCCUUCAGCAGCAGUUCAAUGAUCUAGUCCAGGAGUUCCAUCGCUGGCUUUCAGAACAAAGGGAGAUAGUGAAAGAAUGCUCCGACCGAUCAGGAGACACUCAAAUCGUGGAACGUAAACUACAGAAACUGAAGGGUGCCAUGGAUCGUGUGGAGGAGGGUGAGGUUCGUCUUACUCAGGUAUGUGAGGAAGGAGGGAAGCUCCUGCUUCAUCUUCCAAAAGCCAGCGCUGGGCAGGUCCAGCAGCACCUUUCCUCCAUCCAGCAGGACUGGGAUAGCUUUGUGGAGCAUUGCAGACAGAACCAACAGAUUCUGGAGGAUAGUGCUUCUCUCAUGAAGGGGUUUGAGGGUCGCCUUAAGAAGCUCAGAUGGUGGUUGGAACAUAUGGAAAACAGAAUGACCACAGAUCUGCUUGAAGCCAAACAGCGUAGGCCUGAAAAAGCUGCGCUUGAGCAAGUGGAGGAAUACCAGCAGGAAGUGCUCAAAGAAAGGGAUUCUUUUGAACGUCUUUGCCAGGAGGGUCAGGCGUUAAAUGAGGGUGGGCGAGGAGAUGGAAGUGAGACAAGAAUUUCAGCUCAGCUGCAGUCACAGCACCAAGCCUUGUUGAGGCGUGUGAGGGAGAGGCUGCGCAGCUGCCAACUCACUUUACAGGAGCAACAAGCUUUUGAAGAGACACUGCAGACUACUUGGGGCUGGCUUAAUGGUGUGCAGGAGCGCCUGGCCUCACUCAACAGCACGAUUGGCAAUAAAGAAACUCUGGAAAAAAGACUAGGUCUUGUACAGGAUAUCCUGCUAAUGAAGGGAGAGGGUGAGGUGAAGCUCAACAUGGCAGUAGGAAAAGGAGAACAGGUACUAAAGCACAACAGAAUGGAGGGACAAGAAACAAUUUGUUUACAGCUCCAGAACCUGAAGGAUGCAUGGGCCAAUAUGCUGAUGGCUGCUAUGAGUUGCCACAGUCGUCUGGAAUGGACAGUGGCCCAGUGGACCAACUUUCAGGAAAAUAAGAACCAACUCCAGCAGUGGAUGGAGUCAGUGGAACAAGAGAUGGGGAUGACUCUGCCUCAGCAACCAGGGCUCAAAGAAAAAUCUGCAUUACUUGAGCGACUAAGGGCCAUCCAGGCAGAUGUGGACGCUCACGCAACAGCUCUGUCACGCCUAAUGGACAAAGCAGUGGAAAUGCAUGAAAAAACCGGUGAUCAAACAUUCGGACCGGAGUCGAGGGCAGAGCUCAACGCACACUUUGCUGAUAUCUCAGCUGUUGUCAAGGGUAAAGUGCAGUCAAUGCAAAACAUUGUAUCAGAACAUGAGCAGUACCUUGAUGCUGUGAGAGACUUCAAUGAUUGGCUCAUUUCUGCAAAAGAGGAACUCCAGCGCUGGUCUGACUUGUCAGGAGACUCAGUCAACAUCAAGAGAAAACUCUCCAAAGUACAGGAGCUGCUUGACUCUAAACAGCGAGGCAGAGAGAGGCUGAACCGUGUUCAAAGAUGUGGGGCAGUGGCAAGAGAUCACACAGGCUCAGGUGGUUAUGAGGCUUUGGAGCGGGAGGAAGCAGCUCUGUUGUCAUCGUGGGAGCAGUGGGAACGUGGAGCAUUGCAGACACGUGCCGGUCUGGAGACCACAUUCUCACAGAUAUCCAGCUCAGAACAAGAGUUUAACAGUUUAUCGGCACAGCUGGAGCAGGACCUGCAAGACUUCAGUCGUCAGCUGCAGGACUGGCGAUUACAUUUGGCCCAAGCAGAGGGAAAAAAUGAUGGAGAGGAGGCUGUUAAAGGCUGGCAGAUAGCAAAGGACACUUUAGAAGAUCUUGUCAAAGCUGAGGCGAUUUCUGAUAGUCUAAAGACUCAACUCAACGAUCUGUGUCGAUUCUCCCGAGAAAUGGGGUCACAGUCAGAGAGAGUUUCUGCUCUUAUUAAGGACUACAACUGUCUGAGUCUCCAAGCAUCCAGGGAGUGUCAGAGCAAAGAAAAGCUGCUGGUACAGGGCUUCCGCUCAGCCUUCAGAGAGUUUCAGCAAUGGUUGGUCAAUGCCAAAAUCAACACGGCCAAGUGCUUUGAUGUCCCUCAAAAUGUCAAUGAGGCUUCCUGUAGUUUGCAAAAAAUCCAGGAGUUUCUUAGUGACAAAGAGCAAGGUCAAUCAAAGGUGAAUGCUGUUGUUGUGAAUGGGGAGCUUGUCUGUAAUAUCGCAGCUAAAGACAAAACCGAUGCAAUCCGGGCUAAAAUGAACACUGCCAAAGAAGACUGGAAAAACAUUAUGACUAAUCUUCACCACAGAGAGACAAAUCUGCAAAACCUUCUUUCUCAGAUGAAGGAUUUUGAGGCAAGUGCAGAGCCUCUUCAGGAGUGCUUGAAUGCCACAGAGCUGGCUGUCCAGGAGAGCAGCACAAGACUUCAUGAUCUCACAGCCAAAAAGCUCGAGCUUCAUAAGCUACAGUCUGUGCUUGAGGAGUUAGCCUCUUACGAGAUUCAGCUGAACAAGCUGAAAGAGAAGGCCCAGCUGUUGUGGGACGAACACUCGGCCGGCAAGGGCUUUGUGCACCGUGUCUCGCAACUCUCUGCUCAGUACCUAGCUUUAACCAACCUGACCAAGGAAAAGGCAUCCCGGAUUGAUCGGAUUGUCACUGAGCACCAGCUUUUCUCCCAAGGGCUAAAGGAGCUUCAAAACUGGGUGGCUGACACCAGCCACAUGCUGCAGACCUACUGCACCCCCACCGCUGACAAAAAUGUUCUUGAUAGUAGGAUGAUCAAGCUAGAGGCUUUGCUGACUGCUCGUCAAGAGAAGGAGAUCCAGCUGAAGAUGCUGAUCACAAGAGGAGAGUCCGUUCAGAGAAACACUUCAGCUGAGGGAGUGCCGGUUGUUCAAAAACAAAUACAGGAACUAAAAGACUCAUGGGAUGCCCUGCUUUCUGCUUCUAUUCUUUGCAAAAGUCAACUGGAGGGUUCACUGUCUCAGUGGACCAGUUACCAAGAGGAUGUACGCCAGUUUGUGGCUUGGAUUGAGCGUGUGGAGGAGAGUCUUGAUCCUACUGAUAAACAGUGCCCAGAGAUGAGAGAUAAAACUGCAAAUCUGAGCAAAGCAAAGUUGCUGCAUGAGGAAGUGCUCAGCCACAGCACGCUUCUGGACACAAUUACUGCAAAAAGCGCUGGAAUCACAGAGAACUACGUCACUCAGCUGGAGCUCCAAGAACUUCAGGAACGUUAUAACACUGUCAAAGACAACGCCAUGAGGGCUGUUGGCAAAGCAGAGGAGCUGGUGAAAGCCCAUCAGGAGUAUCAGCAGGGGCUUCAUGCAUUUGAAGAGUGGUUGGAACAGGAACAAGAGAAGCUUGGCUGCUACACCCAACUGGAGGGGGAUGUUGAUAUGCUGGAGGAGACGCUCCAAAAGUUGCAGGAACUGCAGCUUCAUUGCACAGAGGGCCAGGCUUUACUUAACAUGCUGCUGGUCAGUCGAGAGCUGGUCACUCCCUGGGGUCUGCCUCAGAUAGAGGACAGAGCAUUGGAAACACUUCAGCAGGAGUGGAGGCUCUACCAAGCUCAGCUGGCUGACACCCGUGCUCAGCUCAACAGUGCUUUGGCCAAACUUCGGCAGAUGGAGCAGAAGUUCCAGCGUCUUGACAGUUGGCUGAAAGGCAUGGAGACCAAAGCACAACUGCGCAGUCAUCGACGGUCUGACCGUACCACCAAAGAUGCUCAGCUGCUGAUGAUAAAGAGCUGGCAGGAGGAGGUUCUUGUUUAUCAAGAAGAAAUGGAAGGUCUCACUCUUUUGGCUCAGCAAGUUCUGGAUGAGACGCACAUCAGCAGCCGCAUCAGUAUCAGAGCCACCCAGAUCACAGCGCGCUACCACACUCUGCUCCUGCAUCUACUGGAGACAAUCAAACAACUUCAGGAGGAGGUGUCUUGCAUUGAAGAAGCACAGUGUGUCUUCACCACCUUCUCAGACUGGCUCAGCACAGCUCGGAAUAACUUCAGUACUGUUGCUGCAAGCGUUGAUAUAGUUGACCGCUUUGCAAUGGAAAGAAAAAUGAAGAAAUUGGAGGCUCUUCAGGCUGAUAUGGAGCAGGGUCACACUUACCUGAAGACGCUGAGGGAGAAGACCGAGCGAGCCAUGGCAUUCUUGGAAGAGCCUGAAGCAAAGCAGCUCAAGGAAGAAGUAGACACUCGACUCUUUCAACUAGAGGAGUUAAUGGCAGCUCUGCGCACAGAGCAUAGCUCCCUUGAGAAGUGCAUUUCACUCUCUAAAGACUUUAUGGAUAAAUACAAGGCCCAGGCUCAGUGGGUGAUGGAGACCAAGAACCUUUUAGCAUCAAGUGUUGAGCCUAAAGCUGAACUCUAUCAGAAGAAGGCUCAGCUUGCAAAGUACAAAACGAUCCAGCAAACUGUACAGUCUCAUGAAUCAGCAGUGAAAUCUGUCAUUGAGAAAGGAGAGGUACUACUUAUUGCCAUUAAUGACCCCACUAUCAGUGAAAACAUGAAAAAGCUACAGGCUGACUAUCAUGACCUCUGUUUGGCAGCCAAGACACAUGUUCAUAACCUUGUGGAGUGGGUGAAAGAGCAUGAGGACUACAACAGUGAACUGCAAGAAGCUGAGAAGUGGCUGUUGCAUAUGUCCAGUAGACUGGUGACCUCGGACUCUAUGCAAACCAGUAGUAUGGAAAUGGCUACUCAGCAACUUGCUCGACACAAGGCCAUAAUGGAGGAAAUAGCCAGUUUUGAGGAGCGUCUCUCCAGUUUGAAGCAGAAAGGGGAAGGUCUUGUUGCCAGCUGUACAGACCAAGUUCAAGCUAAGAUCAAUCAACAAGUCCAGGCUCACCAUCAGGGAACCAGAGAUAGCUACUCGGCCAUUUGCAGCACUGCACAGCGUGUUUACCAGAGUCUGGACCGGGAGCUGCAGAAACAUGUUAGUCAUCAGGACACUCUCCAGCAGUGCCAAACCUGGCUCUCUACUGUACAAGAGGAGCUUCAGCUCAAUGACCAGGGACCAUCUGGUCUGCAGGAAGCACUGAAGCAGGUGAAACACUACAGGGCCCUUCAGGAGCAGGCCAGCACAUACCUGGACCUGGUGUGCUCUGUGUGCGACCUGUCUGAUGAUGCUGUGAGAGUUGCAGCCGCUGAGGUUCAGCAGAUCAAACUCACAAUAGAGGAAAGGAUGUCCAGUGCGCAGGAGCUUUCAGAGGGCUGGAGAGAAAUCAAGGAACAAAAACAAGAUCUAACAAGCUUGUUUCAAGACAUGGAGCAGCAGCUUCUCAGCCUCUCCAGAAGACCAGCAGAGCUGGAGACUAAGAUCGCUCAAAACAUGCUGUUACAAGCCAAGGAAUGCUGCCAGCAACUGCAGUCUAAACAGAGUAUCCUCACCAAGAUGACGGAGACUGUGAGCAGAUUGACUGGUGGCCAAGACUCUCCAGAACAUGCAGAACUUGACCGCCUAAGCCAUGCCUGGCUGGAGCUCUGUCACCAGGCCAACAAGCUGCAGACACAGAGAGAGGAGGACCUGCAGAGGAGUAAGGAAUAUCAUGACUGUAUUGCUGCAGUGGAGGUGCUGUUUGAACAGGUUUCCAAAGAGUGGGACAAUCUGGCCAGAACGGAUGCUGAAAGUUCAUCUCAGCAUUUGGAGGCUCUGCGGAAACUUGCAGUAACUCUGGGAGAACAAAAAGGGGCCCUUGAGGAUCUUAAGGAACAGAAACAAAGAGUCAUUCAACAUUUGAACUUGGAUGACAAAGAGCUGGUAAAAGAACAAAUCAGCCAUUUUGAGCAACGAUGGUCUCAGAUGCAAAACCUAAUUGAAAGAAAAAUCCAGGACUCAGUAGUGACUUUGGAGGAAAUGAGUCAAGUGGAGGCUCGUUUAAGAGAGGCUCGGGACUGGGCAGAGGAGCAGCAACCCGCUCUGUCUGAGGCCAUGAAAAUGAGUCCACCUCCGGAGUUGGCGCAAAGCUUCCUGUUUGACCAUUUGAGCAUCUGCAGUGAGUUGGAGGCAAAGCAGCUCCUCCUGGCUCAGGCCAUGGCUGAUGCUGACAGGGUGCUAGCACGACUCGGCCUCAACGAACGUCAGCAUCUACAGCAGCUUAUCUCUGUCACACAGUCAGAGGUGGAAUCUCUGAGUGUGAAAGUGGUGCAGCGGAGAAAACACCUCAGCAAGGCUUUCACAGAGAGGACCCAGUUCCUGAUGGCUGUCAGUCAGUCCAUUUGCUGGGUUCAGCAGAAUGAGAAGAAAGCCCAGGCAGAGGAGUACAUUGCUUUGCUGCCUGAUGACCUUGCCAAGCAGGUGCGAACAUGCAGGAACAUUCAAAGCAGUCUGAAAGCCUAUCAGAGUGAGCUGACGUCCCUGUGGUCUCAGGGGAGAGACCUUAUGAGGGAUGCCAGUGAGGAAGAAAAGAAUGAGAUUCUCACAAAGUUGCAGGAGUUGCAAAAUAUCUUUGACAGAACUCUACACAGAUGUGGACAGAAACUUCAAGAGCUUGAAAAAGUACUUGUCUCCAGGAAAUAUUUUAAGACGGAUUUAGAGAAAAUAUGUCAGUGGUUAAAACAAGCUGAUAUUGUUACCUUUCCAGAGAUAAAUUUGAUGGUGGGUGAUGCUGAAUUGGAGGCACAGUUACUGAAGUAUCAACAGAUAGUUGAGCAGGCGAUUGAAUAUGAGAAUCUUCUGCUAAUUGUACAAAGAGCAGGCCAGGAAAUUUUGCCCACUCUGAAUGAAGUAGACCACUGCUAUUUGGAUGAAAAACUUAACACCCUCCCUCAGCAAUAUAACAGCAUAUUAGCACUAGCUAAAGAGAAACAGGAGAAAAUCCAGCAGGCCAUUCUUACAAGGAAUGAGUACACAUCAUUCAUAGAUGUCACUCACAAAGCACUGAAAGAACUUGAGGAGCAGUUCAAUAAUCUAGGGACCCAACCAGUAGGCUUAAAAACAGAGGAGGUUAUCAGUUUGCAGAGUGAUUACAAAGCAAUACAGGUUGAUCUCAGCAACCUUAGCCUAGCUGUGAGUGAACUAAACCAGAAAAAAGAGGGAUUUCGUAGCACUGGCCAACCAUGGCGCCCAGAGGAAAUGACCCAGCUUGUGAGCCUGUACAAUGGACUAAAGAGGUUGGUGGAACAGAAAGUAGAACAUCUGGAUGAAACCUUAGAGUCUUUUGAGGACCAUAAAGCAAUGGCAAUGCAGGUUGACUUUGAGUUAAAGGCCACAAAAGAACAGCUGGUUAAAGUAAGUGCAGAGACACAGUCAGCUGAAGAGAGGCUGAAAAACUACCAUGCUCUAGCAGGAAGUCUCCAGAGUGCCGACUCUCACUUGUCAAGACUCAUGGAGCAGAUGGACACUCUCGCCCCUCGUGUGGACCAAGCAGCCCACGAUGCCUCUAAAGAGCAGGUGGUUCUGUGGCAGGAUGAGCUGCGAUCUUUACAGGCUGCAGUUGGGGAGCUGAUUGAAGAAUGUGAGAACAGGUUUGUCCAAAGUAAAGACUUCGAGACAGAGAUGAAGAGGACCUUGGACUGGCUGCAGCAGAUCAGGGAUGACCUAGACUGCGCUGUAAUUGUGGAUGUCAGAGUUGAGAAAGUACAAGAAGAGAUCAGGAAGCAGCAAAUCAUGCAAGAGGAAGUGCAAUCCAGACUGAGAAUUGUGGCUGCUCUCAGUAGCCGGGAAAAACAAGAGUAUGUCAGUGCCAAUGAGCUUGUUCCCGUCCAUGUAGAUACAGGCCUAGAAGAAAUGGCAAAGCUGCAAGCUGAUGUUCAGAAAGCACUGAGUUCCAAACAGAUUACUCUGGAGGAAGCCUUGGUUCUGUGUCAGAAGUACCACUUCAGGAUGCAGUCAGCCUGUGAAUGGUUGGAGGAUGCUGUGUCUUUCCUUCAACAAGCCAGUCUGGGAGUAGAUGUCGAAAACUACGAGGAAUGUCUCCGGCAGCAGGCGGACAUCUUGGCAACAGAGCAGGAGUUUCUCAUCCACCUAGAGGAGCUGCAGAUCCUGCUUCCUCAGCUGCAGAACCUGGUCAACCCUACAGCUAAAGAGCAGCUACGGGUGAGCGUAGAGUCAGCAAAGCAGAGAGGCGUGGAGGUUCGAGAUCAGCUCCAGUGCCAUGAAGAUGUCUUACACAGCUGUGUGGCCCAGUGGAAGUCAUUCCAGGAGGCAAGGCAAACCGUCAUUGAGCUUAUGAAUGAGGCAGAAAAGAAGCUUACUGAAUUUUCUACUGCAAAGGCAGCCACUAGUCAAGAGGCCGAGGACAAGCUACGCAGUCACCGGUCCCUUGUAUCACUUGUAAAUGGCUUCCAAGAGAAGCUGAGUGGUUUAGAGGAACAAGCUGCUCAGCUGGAGCUGGUUGGGAGCGAUGCCAGCAAGGCCACCAUCAGUCGCUCAAUGACCACUGUGUGGCAGCGCUGGACACGACUGCGCAGCGUGGCACGGGGACAGGAGAGAGUACUUGAGGAUACAGCCCAGGAAUGGAGGACUUUCAGAGAAAAGAUGGUGAAGGUUAGAGAUGUCUCUGAUGAGCUCCAAAGUCGUUUCCCUGACAGUGCUGUGGAAAAGGCCUCCAAAGCCACUCUGCAGUCUCUGUUAGACCAACAUGACUUACUGAGCCAAGACCUGGAACGGGAACUCUCCUCCCUCACACUAUUGCGCCAGUAUGCUCUGAGUCUGCUGCAUGAUGUGGAAGUGCCUUCACCAACAAAUGAUCAAGAUGAGCUGCCCAGCCUGAAAGAAAUCAGAGCUGUCCAAGGCCAAAUGGAAAGUCUGUUGACACAGUCCAGGACCAAACGGGCUCAGACAGCUCAGGAACUGAGGGAAAGAGAGGACGUGGAGAAGGAACUUAGUGUUGUGAAAGCUUGGAUCCAGGAGACACGGGAGCUACUUCUCAAUCCCACACCAGAUAUAGACUGUCUAUUGCAGGAGCUGGAGAUUGUACAUGGUGAUGUAAUCACAUAUCGUCAGAACGUGGAUAAAUUAGCUGAGCAACAACAAAGCAAGUACCUGGACCUCUACACCAUACUCCCCUCUGAAAUUUCCAUGCAACUAGCUGAGGUCUCGCUUGCACUGGGUGCUAUUGAAGAUCAGGUCCUUUCUAAAGAGAGAGAAAACCAGAAAACUAGAGAAAUAAAGGAAGACUUCAGCUCCAGAAUACAUGGCAUAUCUGAGAAACUAAAAGUAAUUUCAAACAAAUUUAAGGACAAAUCUCCCGAUGUUGACCAUGCAAAAGAAGAGGUCAAGAGUCUUCUUGAAGACUUGGAUUCCUGUGGUCGCACUCUUUCAGAAUUGGAUGCUGCUGUACAAGAGUUUGGCCGUAGGAACCCCCUACUGGCCAAACAGCUGAGUGAUGCUAUAAGCAAACUUUCAGAGAUGCAUCAUCACACAACUCGAUUAGCAGAUUGUAGGAACAACUGGCUCAAAAAGGCUGUCUGCUAUCUAGAUGAGUAUAAUGAAAUGCUGGACUUUAUCGUGAGGUGGUCGGAGAAAGCCAAAAGCCUGGUGAGGGCAAACAUCAUCUGGAACUCUACUGUUCACCUGCAGGAACAGAUACGGAUGUACCAGGCUGUCCUGCGUGAGUCUCGAGAGCUCCACGGAGAUCUGGAGUCCAUGGCAGAGAAAGUCGAACUUCUGUCUGAGGUGCUGCAGGUCGAGUCAAUGACCCAGCAGGUUUGUGAACUCAGUCGGCAUACUGAUGAGCUUCAGCAAAGCAUCAAGACACGACUCCAGAGCCUGCAGGAUGCAGACAAGAGUAUGGAAGCCCUGGAGCAUGAAGUUAAGGCUCUACAUGUUGCUCUGGAGCAGGUCCAAGCCACACUCACCUCCCCAGAGUUGGCACGCCAGAGCCUCAAAGAACAGCUGGCUCAGAGACAGCGUCUAUUGGCAGAUAUGGAGAGCUUCAAGCAGCAGGUACAGGCAGUGCAGCUGUGCCAGAGUGCCCUGCAAGUCCCAGAGGAGGUGAUGCCCAACCUUGCCAUCUGUCGCACAGCUCUGCGUCUGCAGCAAGAAGCCAGUCACUUGCAGCAUGUAGCAAUACAGCAAUGCAACAUCUUACAGGAGGCAGUGGUUCAGUAUGAGCAAUAUGAACAGGAAGUGAGAGAUUUACAGGGGCUGAUAGAGGAAGCUCAUCGGGUCAUUCAGGACAUACCGAUCCCCACCAGUAACAUCCAGGAGCUGCAAGCCCAGAUCCUGCACCAUGAAGAACUUGCCCAGAAGAUCAAAGGUUACCAGGAGCAAAUUGCUUCACUAAAUUCAAAAUGCAAAAUGCUGGCAGUGAAGGCCAAGCAUGCCACCAUGCUGCUGACAGUGAGUGAUACAGAAGGACUUCCUGAAGGGCUGCAGGACACAGAAGGGGAGAAAUCCAAGAAAUCUUCAGUACAAGCUGUUGUAAUGACAGCCGGUCGCUGUCACACUCUACUGUCACCUGUUACUGAGGAGUCAGGGGAGGAGGGCACUAACAGUGAGCUCUCUUCUCCUCCUGUGUGCCGUUCUCCUUCUCCUAUAACCUACGCUGAAGCCACUAUCACGAAGAUGGGACGUGGAAAACUCACAAGAGCUCCAAUCCAAGAAUUAUAUGACCCAACAUUUGAGUCUGUAGCCAACCUAGAUGAUCUGCAGCGCUCGUGGGAGACUUUAAAGAACGUGAUCAGUGAGAAGCAAAGAUCUUUGUAUGAAGCACUGGAAAAACAGCAGCAUUACCAAGGUUCACUCCAGUCAAUCUCUUCUAAAAUGGAGAGUUUGGAGGCCAAACUCAGUGAACCUCUGGAGGUAGAUAAAAGUCCAGAUAGCCACAUUAAGGCUCAUAAGAGUUUGAUAGAGGAGAUUCAUAGUGUGCAGGACGACAUCGACAGGCUGCAAAUGAGGUUCACAGAGGAUCUGGCUGCUGAUGCUGAGGACUCAGACAUAGCUGACCAACUGGCCAUGCAGUCCUCACUGGCUGUGCUGGCUGAAAGGAUGGCCACCAUCCAAAUGAAAGCUUCAGGGAAACAACAGCUACUGGAGGAGUGUGUCAGUGAUCGUCUGGAGGGUAAACGUCAGGAGCAGGCCAUACAGUUCUAUCUCUCCCAGGCUGAAGAACUAGAUCAGUGGUUAGCCAGGAUGCGCAGUGCUGUAAUCUUCAUCCUUGAACCUAAACCUGCAGAAGAGAAAGACGUAGAGCUUCAACUCACUGAAUGUCAGAACAUGCUGCUGGAGAUUGAAGAGAAGGUGAUGGCUCUCUCUGAGCUGUCGCUGCACAGUGAGAACCUGCUGCUGGAAGGCCGGACCGACACAAGACAGGAAGCCGAACAUUUGGCCAGGAGAUUACACACAUUAAAAGGUGGUUUGUUAGAGCUGCAGAGGAUGCUACAAGACAAACAAAAUAACAUCCAGGGCACUUUGCAGGAGCCAGAGGACAGUGAAUCAGAUUCCAGUGUCUCUCUGAGUCCCAGUGUGCAGGACUGGCUGGCCCAGGCCCGGACUACACGAAGCCAGCAGCAUGAAGACAGCCUUCAGAGACAGAGGGAAUUGGAGGAACAGCUUUCAGAGCAGAAAAAGCUGCUUCAGUCAGUUGCGAGCAGAGGAGAGGAGAUCCUCACUCAGCAAGCUUCACCCAGUAGUGGCAGUGCAACAGAGCCAUUUUCAUCCGCAGCUGAAGCAGGACAAGAACAGAUAAGGCAGAGAUGGGAGAGUCUCAGACUAGAGCUUAAAACUAAAUUGCAGCUCCUGCAGAAAACACUGGAGCAGGACCGCAAGCAGCCGGUCUUUUCCAGAGCUUCUCGUGUGACCACAGCUGGGUCACUGUUUAAAGGGGAAACCCAGGCUGAUAAAUCCUUCCUGAAGACUCUGUAUGGUAGCUUCAGACAGUCCAUCGAAGAUAUGACCACUCAGCCUGGUGGUGGACGUGAGACACAGGUGGCGCAUAUGGAACAACAGCUCUACACGGCUGUGUCAUCCACCUCCUCCUGGCUGGAUGGUGUAGAGAAUAAUGUUUUCUCUGGCCCAGUCCUCCUGGCUGAGAAUGCAGAGACCCAACUACAAAAUCAAGAGAUCCUGGAGAAGGAUGUGAGGCACAUGACAGAGGAGGUGAAGCUCAGCCAGGCUCUGCUAGCUGGGUCUUCAGGGUUGAACCAGGAAGACCGAGUACUUCUAGAAGACAACCUGGACUGUCUGAAAGAGAGAUUAGGAGCUCUUGGUAGUGCUCUGGGGCAACGCUGUGACCACAUGAGAAACAGAGCACAUGAACUCACAGCCUACCAGACUGAAUUGCAGCUUCUUCAAACCGCUUUAAUUGAGACAAAAUGCCAAAUCCUACAAGCUCUAGCCGGAGCAAUGGAUAGACCAGCCUCAAAACAGCUGGAGGUCAUUGCCACUGCAGAGGAGACCCUAAAAGACUUCGAACAAAGAAUAACAGAACUAAAAGCCAGAGGAGCAACACUGCAGGCAGAUCAGAUCUCUACAAAUAAACUGCUGAAACUACAGGAUUCCUAUGAGGAGCUGGUCAUGACGGUGGGCUCCAGACGAAGUGGCCUGAACCAGAACAUGGCACUGAAGGAGCAGUAUGAGCGUGCUCUGCAAGACUUGACUGACCUGGUUGACACGGCUAAAGACAAGAUGGCUGCUGAUCAGAGAAUCAUUGCCAGUUCUGUAGAGGAAGUUCAAAAUCACCUCGACAAACAUAAAGAAUUUUUUCAGGGUCUGGAGUCCCAUAUGAUUCUAACAGAAACAUACUUCAGGAAGAUCAGUGGCCUUAUGCUUCCCAAAGAGAGCCAAGCCUUGGAAGAGAUGCUAGCUGAGGCUCAGAGAGUCCUAAAAGAGGCACACAGUAAAGGAGUUGAGCUGGAGUGUAUCCUCGAGACUUGGUGCCGUUUGAUGCAGGACUACCAGAGUCUGAACCGCCAGCUGGAAGCCGUUGAAGGAAGUAUCCCCUCUGUGGGCCUGGUGGAAGAAACUGAAGAUAAAUUAAUGGACAGAAUCUCUUUGUAUCAGGGUUUAAAGGGAAGACUGACAGAGCACCAGCACAAGCUCCACCAGGUGCUGGAUGAAGGCAAACAUCUCUUACUGUCAGUUUGCUGUCCCACACUGGAGAAUCAACUGGCACUAUUGGGGGAACACUGGCUUAACAAUACGGCCAGGGUCAGCAAGGAACUGCAAAACCUUGAGGCCAUUUUAAAGCAUUGGACCAAGUAUCAAAGGGAGUGUGCAGAAAUUAGUGAAUGGCUGCAGUCGGCUCUGGAGCGGCUGGAGUUUUGGAACACACAGGCAGUGUUAGUCCCACAGGAGCUGGAAACUGUCAGAGACCACCUCUCUGCUUUUCUUGAGUUUUCAAAGGAAGUGGAAGGAAAGUCGAGCCUGAAGAGCUCUGUUGUAUCUGAAGGCAAUCAGCUGCUGCGACUGAAGAAGGUAGACACUGUGACAUUGCGCUCCAACCUGGCACGCAUUGACACUCAGUGGGCUGAGCUGCUCACACGAAUCCCAGUGGUCCAGGAGAAGCUGCAUCAGAUCCAAAUGGAAAAGUUGGCCUCCCGUCAUGCCAUUUCUGAGCUCUUUAAUUGGAUAUCUCUGAUGGAGAAUGUGAUUGAGGAGGAUGAAGAAAACCUCAAGAGUGCUGUGGGAUCAAAUGUGAUUCAAGACUACUUGCAGAAGUACAAGGGAUUCAGGGUGGAUUUGAGCUGUAAGCAGUUGACUGUGGACUUUGUGAACCAGUCGGUUCAGAUCAGUGGUCAGGAUGUGGAGAGUAAACGCAGUGAUAAGACAGACUUUGCUGAGCGGCUUGGAGCCAUGAACCGACGCUGGCAGAUCCUACAAGGCCGCAUCAAUGAGAGGAUCCAGUUCCUCGAGGGUCUGUUGGAGAUGUGGUUGGAGUAUGAGAGCAGCGUGCAGGUCCUGAAGUCCUGGAUGACGGCUCAAGAAGAAAGGCUAAAGAGGAAACACCGGAUAGAGGAUUUGACAUCUGUGCAGAAUGCUCUCAAGGACUGCCAGGAAAUGGAGGAGUUGAUAAAAGAAAAAGAGAAGGAAUUAGAGAGAGUUGAGGAGCAGGGCUGUGCCCUUGUUCAGAACAAGACUGAUGAGGCCUGUGCUAUCGUCAUGGAGACACUCCAAGGUGUCAAUCACACCUGGGCUAACCUGGACCACUUGAUAGGGCAGCUAAAAAUAAGCCUGACAUCAGUGCUGGAUCAGUGGAGUCUAUACAAACGAUCUUCAGAAGAAAUCAAUGGCUACCUGAUGGAGGGAAGAUACUCUGUCUCACGUUUCCGCCUCCUCACUGGUUCCCUGGAGGCUGUUCAGUUACAAGUGCAAAGUCUACAGGAUUUGCAGGAGGAACUGGAAAAGCAGGAGAGCAGUCUUAGAAAGUUUGGUGCCAUAACCCACCAACUUCUGAGGGAGUGUCGCCCCUCGGUGUCAGAUUCUCUCAACAAUGCCCUCAAGGACGUCAAUGCAAGAUGGACCGGCUUACUGGAGGAGAUUGCAGAGCGACUUAGAAGCAGCAAAGCCCUGCUUCAGCUGUGGCAGCGCUACAAAGAGCUUUAUGAGCAGAGCUGCAACAACAUCCAGCUGCAGGAGGAGAACGCAGACCAGCUCCUUAAAAACACCUGCAGCAAAGAUGUUGCUGAUGAGGAAGUAUCCAGAUGGAUUCAAGAGUGCUCUGAGCUGCUGCGGUCCCAAGCUCCAGUGCAGGCCUCUCUUCAGAUUCUUCAGGAACUUGGAGAGCAGCUGAAACAGCAGGUGGACACAUCAGCAGCAUCUGCUAUCCAGUCAGACCACCUCUCUCUCACCCAACGGCUGGCUGCUGUGGAACAAGCUCUCAACAGACAGCUCACCACCUUGCAGACUGGAGUUCAAGACUAUGAAACCUUUAAUGAGCAGCUGGAAUCACUGGGCUGCUGGAUAGUUGAAGCUGAGGAGGCUCUAAAGGUGCAAGAUCCCAAUGGCUGCACUGACCUGACCGUCAUCCAGGACCGAAUGGAGGAGCUCAAGAAGCUUAUGCUGAAAUUCAGCAGUAUGGCACCUGAACUAGAGCGUCUCAAUGAGCUUGGUUACCGACUCCCUCUUAAUGAUUCAGAGAUCAAGCGUAUGCAGAAUCUCAACAGGAGCUGGUCCACGGCUUCAGCACAGACAACAGAGAGAUUCAGCAAACUUCAGUCAUUCCUGCUGCAGCAGCAAACCUUUCUGGAAAAAUGUGAAACAUGGAUGGAGUUCUUGGUCCAAACAGAAGAGAAUCUGGCAGUAGAAAUUUCUGGGAAUUACCAGAGUUUGAUGGAGCAGCAAAAAGCCCAUGAGCUGUUCCAAGCUGAGAUGUUCAGCCGCCAGCAAAUCCUCCACUCAAUUAUCAGCGAUGGACAGAGGAUGUUAGAGCAGGGUCAAGUAGAUGACAGAGAUGAAUUCAACAUGAAGCUGACUCUCCUGAGUAACCAAUGGCAAGGUGUAGUGCGACGUGCACAACAGAGACGAGGGAUCAUUGAUGGUCUGAUCCGACAGUGGCAGCGGUACAGAGAAAUGGUGGAAAAAUUGUACAAAUGGCUCUUGGAGGUCUCCCAUCCUGCAGAGGGACUUCAGACAGGGGAUACAGUUCCUCUACAGCAAGCUCGCUCCAUGCUGGAUGCUGUCCAGCUGAAAGAAAAGGUACUUCAGCGUCAGCAGGGCAGCUACAUCUUGACAGUAGAGGCAGGCAGACAGCUGCUCCUAUCGGCAGACAGCCGGGCUGAAGUGGCCCUACAAGCUGAGCUGACUGAUAUCCAGGAGCGAUGGAAACAUGCCAGUGUCUGUCUGGAGGAACAGAAGAAAGAGCUCGCCACAUUGCUGAAGGACUGGGAGAGGUGUGAGAAAGGGAUCGGCGGAUCACUGGAAAAACUUCGAGCCUUCAAACGACAGCUCUCUCAGCCUCUUCCUGAUCACCACGAGGACCUGCAAGCUGAGCAGAUGCGCUGCAAGGAUCUGGAGAACACAUUUGAAGGCUGGAGUGGAGAUUUGGCCCAUUUGACUGUGCUGAGAGAGUCACUGUCCUGCUACAUCAGCACCGAGGACCUUUCUGUUCUUCAAGAACGUAUUGAACUUCUACAUCGACAGUGGAAUGAAAUCUGCCACCAGCUGUCCCUGCGCAGGCAGCAGGUGAGUGAGAAGCUGAAUGAGUGGACUGUGUUCAGUGAAAAGUACAAGGAGCUCUGCGAGUGGCUCACCAAUAUGGAGAGCAAAGUUUCUCAAAAUGGAGAUAUCAGCAUUGAGGAGAUGAUCGAGAAGCUCCGCAAGGACUACCAGGAGGAGAUCACAGUAGCAGAGGAGAACAAGCAGCAGUUGCAUCAGCUGGGAGAGCGUCUGGCCAGGGCAAGUCACCAAAGCAAAGCCAAUGAAAUCGAACAAAAACUCAACAAAGUCAGCGAUCGUUGGCAGCAUCUCCUGGAUCUCAUCGGAGCAAGGGUAAAGAAGCUGAGAGAAACUCUGGUGGCCGUUCAGCAGCUGGAUAAAAAUAUGAGCAGCCUGCGCUCCUGGCUCGCCCACAUUGAAACUGAGCUGUCCAAACCUAUUGCCUACGACUCCUGUGACUUUCAGGAAAUUCAGAGAAAACUUGAUCUACAACAGGAGCUUCAGCGAGAUAUAGAAAAGCACAGCACGGGAGUAGCGUCUGUACUGAACUUAUGUGAGGUGCUUCUGCAUGACUGUGAUGCUUGCGCCACCGAUGCAGAGUGCGACUCCAUCCAGCAGGCAACUCGUAGCCUUGAUCGCCGCUGGAGGAGCAUCUGUGCCUUGUCUAUGGAGAGAAGACUAAAGAUUGAGGAGACGUGGCGUUUAUGGCAGAAAUUUUUAGAUGACUUUGCACGUUUCGAGGAGUGGCUGGCCACUUCAGAGAAGACUGCUGCUCUUCCCAACUCCUCCGGUGUCUUGUACACAGUAGCCAAGGAGGAACUAAAGAAAUUUGAGGCCUUCCAGAGACAAGUUCACGAAAGCCUGACCCAGCUGGAGUUAAUCAACAAGCAAUACCGCCGCCUGGCCAGAGAAAACCGCACAGACUCUUCCUGUCGUCUGAGGGAGAUGGCACAUGAUGCCAAUCAGCGAUGGGACAACCUGCAGAAAAGGGUGGCAUCCAUCCUUCGCAGACUCAAGCACUUUAUUAGUCAGAGAGAGGAGUUUGAGACAGCCAGAGAUGGCAUUUUGGUUUGGCUGACAGAGAUGGACCUACAGCUUACCAACAUCGAGCACUUCUCUGAGUGUGACAUUCAAGCCAAGAUCAAACAACUCAGGUCAUUCCAGCAGGAGAUUUCUUUGACAACAGCCAAGAUCGAGCACAUCUUCCAGCAGGGUGAGGCACUAAUAGAGAAGAGCGAGCCUCUGGAUGCAGCCGUCAUUGAGGAAGAGUUGGAAGAGCUGCAACGUUACUGUCAGGAAGUGUUUGGUCGAGUUGAGCGCUACUACAAGAAGCUCAUUCGCCUUCCACUUGCAUACGAUGAUACUGAAGUGUUCUCAGAUCGUGAGCUUGAACUGGAAGAACCUGGAGAUUUGUCCAGCCUGCCAUGGACUGAACGGUUAGGAGAUGGCUUCCUGUCACCUUUGCCGUCCUCUGGUCGCUCAGCUUCUCUAGCAGCCCAAUUUCGGACAGAGCGCUCUGGCAGGGACACACCUGCAAGUGUGGACUCAAUUCCACUGGAAUGGGACCAUGACUACGACCUGAGCCGUGGCCUUGAGAGUGCCAGCAGGGCCCUUAGAGAGCAGCAGAGUGAAGAAGGAGACUUCCUCCAGCGCCCUGCCUCUGGCUUGUCAGGGGAGGUUGCAUCUGCAGAGUCACAUAUUCAUCCUCUAGAUGUCAUCCGUCUCCAUCAAACGGACAGCAGUCGUAGCCGCACCCCCACAAGCUCUGAACUGGAUGCAUCAUAUAUGGGCUAUAUGCGGCUGAUGGGUGAGUGUCGUGGCAGCAUUGACACGAUGAAGAGGAUGGGCUUUGAGCUGAAAGAAGAAGAGGAUGCGGUGUCUGGUCUGGCAGAUCCCAGCAGCUCAGAGUCCCAGACAUCAGGUGUGAUUGAGCGCUGGGAGCUCCUGCAGGCCCAGGACCUCAGUAAAGAGAUGCGUACAAAGCAGAAUGAGCAGCAGUGGCAGCAGCUGAACUCUGACCUAAACAAUGUUUGGACUUGGCUUGGGGGGACAGAGGAGGAGUUGGAGCAGCAGCGGAGACUGGACGUCAGCACGGACAUCCAGACGAUUGAGCUUCGCAUCAAAAAGCUCAAGGAGCUGCAGAAGGCCUAUGACAAGCGCAAGGCUAUUGUGCUUUCCAUCAACCUGUGCAGUGCAGAAUUUCUGCAAUCAGACACAGAGGAGUCCCGAGACCUACAAGCCAAGCUCAAAGACAUGAACAACCACUGGGACAAACUAGGCAGCUCACUGGAAGAGUGGAGGUCAUCAUUACAGGAAGCUCUAAUGCAAUGUCAAGAGUUUCAUGAGAUGAGCCAUGGGCUGCUGCUCUGGUUGGAAAAUAUUGAUCGCAGGAGGAAUGAGGUGGUUCCCAUUGACCCAAUCCAGGACAGUGACACUCUCCAUGAGCAUCAUAAGACACUCACGCAAAUCCGUCAGGAGCUGCUGGACUCUCAGCUUAAAGUUGCCUCACUACAAGACAUGUCCCUCCAGUUGCUGGUCAACUCUCAGGGCAGCGACUGUCUGGAGGCCAAGGAGAAGGUUCAUGUCAUCGGGAACCGCCUCAAACUGCUGCUAAAAGAAGUAACGCGAGACCUCAGAGAGCUGGCUAAGAUUCUGGACAUCACAAGCAGUCAACAGGAUCUGUCUUCUUGGUCGUCCGCCGAUGAGUUGGACACAUCUGGUUCUCUCAGUCCUGUAUCAGGAAGGAGUACACCAAGUCGGCGACGAUCGGUCUCGCAGCGACGCUGGAUCCGCUUCCUUCCCUUCUGAUCUGGAGACAAGAAGAAGUCGUAGGUCCUCGUUUCUGCGGCGCGUCCUCUGGGUCGCCUUGCCUCUCCAGCUCUUCCUGCUCCUGUUAGUGGUAUUUGCCUUCCUGCUGCCGCUGUCAGAGGAGGACUACUGCGCUC
Molecule: messenger RNA, 20534 nt
Organism: Melanotaenia boesemani (Boeseman's rainbowfish)
Lineage: Eukaryota; Metazoa; Chordata; Actinopteri; Atheriniformes; Melanotaeniidae
Product: nesprin-1-like
Exons: 105
Coding region: 16-20397 (6793 amino acids)
Molecular function (GO): protein binding
Source: RefSeq, a predicted model, not a curated record